AUGAGUUCGGAGAAAAACGCAACUACGCCAACCCCGGUGUUGUGCGAGAACAACUGCGGGUUUUACGGGAACCCCGCGAACAACAACUUGUGCUCAAAAUGUUACCGAGAGUUCCAAGAAAAGAAAAAAAAAGAAAUAUCGGAGAUGGAGAAAAUAAACGAAAAAGACAUCACAGAAAAUUUGCCUAAUUAUAAAAAAAUAAAUAGCCUAAUGGAGCCAAGUUAUAUAAGCAAUAAAAAGAUGGAAACGGAGAAACCGAUUUUUAUGAACAAUGAAAAUGUUAUACCUGAGGAGGAGCAGCACCAGCAGCAACCCCUCUGCUCUGACUUAAACAUAAACAGUGUCGAAAAGGACAACAAGGAUAAUAAUGACAGUAACCAAAACGCAAGCGCAAGUAGUUGUAUUAACCCUGUUGCGAACGAGACAAAUGAUCAGAGCAGCAGUAGCAACGUGGAUGAAGCUGAGGACAAGAAGAAAUGCUUCUUCUGUUGCAAACGUAUAGGCCUGUUGGGAAUUAAAUGCAGAUGCAACCACUACUUCUGCUCUGUUCACAGAUAUGCCGAUGCACAUAACUGCACAUUUGAUUAUAAAAAUUAUCACAAGCAACAGUUAAUAAAAAAUAACGUCAAGGUAGUUGCGGACAAGGUGAAGAAAAUAUAA
This is a messenger RNA of Plasmodium fragile, 660 nucleotides long. RefSeq lists its product as uncharacterized. The coding region runs from base 1 to 660 and encodes 219 amino acids. Gene Ontology annotation, molecular function: DNA binding; zinc ion binding. The record is from RefSeq and is a predicted model, not a curated record. Lineage: Eukaryota; Apicomplexa; Aconoidasida; Haemosporida; Plasmodiidae. The transcript is spliced from 2 exons.